AACUGCGUGUGACUGUGUGCGUGUGGCACUCGGCAAUGUUUAUGGUUUUUUCUUAUUAUUAACAAUAAAUAAGUGACCCAGAACUAUGAGCGAAUCGGUUGCAGAAACUGCAGCUGCAGCGGAAAAUGAAGAGCUGGCCGACGACUCGAUGGAAAAGCUGGAGUUCGACGAGGAAGACGAGAAUAUGGUGUCCGGCGAAGAUUUACUGGGUGGCAAGAGUCUAAUGAUGUCGGAUGACAGCGAAAAUGAAGAUGUACCCACGCAGAAGCCCCAGAAGAUCUCACCCAAGGCCAGGCGCCAAAGGGUGAUGGACAGUGAUCACCAGGAGGUUGCAGUAGAGGAGCAAGAGGAACACAUUUCCCCCAAAAGCAAGGGACAAAGGCUGCUGGACAGCGAUGAAGAGGAGGUGCUCACUAAGCCUAAGAAGAAGAAAUCCGCUGUCAUAAGCUCGGAUAGUGAGGAGGAGCAAACGGUACCCAAGCAGAAAGCCGCCAAGAAAAGCAAAAAGCAGACAUCCCAGGUGGAUGACGAUGGAGAGGAUCAGGAGCAGGAGAAACCUGCUAAGGCAGAGAAGAAAAAGGGGGUAGCCAAAAACAGUAAGAAGUUGACAAAGGAUCAAAAGGAGGAGGACCAGGAGCAACCUCCUAAAAAAGAAAAACCAAAAAAGGCGGUGAAGAAGCAAAUGGCUAAACAGACCGAGGGAGAUGACUCUCGAAUAAACCAGGAAGAAGAUCCGGAGCAGAAACAACCCGUCAAGAUACAAAAGUCUAAGAAGUUGGCUAAGACUAAGAAGCAACAGGAGGAUAAUAAGGAGGAAGAAGAAACUAAUCUGAAGCAAAAGAAACCUCCUCAAAAACCAAAGGCAAAGAAGUUAGCCAAAGCAGAAAAGGAAUUUGAAAUCGACAAACUGGGAGACAUGCAGGACAUGGACGAGGGCACAAAAAUGGACCAAGAACAAGACCAGGAGCAGGAGAAGCCAACCAUCAAACAAAAGCCUAAGAAGAAGGUGAAGAAAAAUAAUCAAAAAAUAGACAGUGAUCAAGAGUCACAGAUAGAAUUAAAAGAUAUAGAGCAGAAAAAACCUUCAAAAAAAGCCAUAAACAAUAAGUUCGAUAACAUUGACGAUGAGAAUGAGGAGAAGCCUAAAAGGGGUACCAAAAAAAAUAAACUAAAAAUUGAGAGCGAUGAGGAGUCACAGGAGAACAAUGAUGAGGUGGUCCAGGAUCAGAAUGGCAAGGUAAUGGACAGCGGCAUUGACACACUGUUGAGAAGCCAUGAUGAGGAUGAGGAUGUCCAAAAACUUUCAAAAAAGGCAAAGAAAAAAAAGCAACGAAUGGACAGUGACAGCGAAGAUGAGAUCAAGAACGAAGAGGAGACCAGUUCGCCCAAAAACAAACUCAAAGGUUUGGUGGAUUCCGAAUCCGAGCCGAAAGAACCCACGGCGGAAAUCAGUCCUGCCCAGAACAAACUCAAGGGCUUGGUGGACUCUGAAUCCGAAGCAGAGUUGAGCAAUCCAGACGAAUCUGUAGCGGAACAGGAAGCACCCUCUGAAACGGCCAAAGGAAAACCCAAGAAGCCCAAAGUUGUGCGCGAAUCUGCAAAGAAAGCUCUGGAGGGGAUGCAGGCCAUCCAAAGUGAGCAGCAGCGUCUGCACCGGGAGGCUCACAUCAAUGUGCCAUAUCAUCAGCCGAAGCCCAGGACUCUGAAGGAGUUUCUUAGUCGACGAACAAUCAACGCUCCUUUAGCCACCGCGCUGGCAGGUGGAAGUCCCAUGCCCAGUAAACAGCCCAGAAAAUCGGUAGGACUUCGGAUGACCCGUGAAGAGUUGGAGGCUUAUGCAAAACUAAUGGAGGACCGCGCCAAAGAGGCCACCGAGUUCUUUAAAUCCGAGUCCGAACCGGAGGAAGAGAACGAUUCGGAUAACGACGAGUCUUUGGAGCUAAAAGACAAUCCAGGUGUAUUGGAUGAGGUGCUAGAGAAUCCAAAAACACCAGAACAACCCAAGGAGCACACAGAAGAGCCGACCAUCGAAUCAAUGGAGGAGAAAUCUGUCGUGGAGGAAGCAAUGGCUGAAGAUCCCAUUGUAGAAGAAGAAAAGCCCGUUGCAUCCACCUCUGCUGCAGCUGCUCUAAAAUUUACAGAUAACUUAGAGGUCCAACCUGAGGAUCAGGCGAAAUCUCCCAGCAAAGUUUGCCUGGUUACAGAAGUGGUGGAACUGCCAAGGCUGGACUUGAGCACCAUUAACAUAACACCGCCUUCCAAGCCAGCCACGCCGAAGAUCAGCGAAGCCAUUCGGCGGCUGAAGAUCGAAAAGAGCUCGGAUGUGAGUCCUUCGCUUAAGGGUGAUGCCAACAUGGUUAUUGACCUGGAAACGGGGGAUAUGUUCGCCAAGAAACCAACUGGAGUGGACGAUUUGCUGAUACGUCUUAUGAAAACGAGGGAAGCCAAAAAGCACAAGACCACAGAGACUGUCAACAUCCUGACCACUGAGCAUGGCAAACUAGAGAUGUCCAAGGUUAGCAUUCACCUGCACGAGGAGGAGAUCAAUAAGGACCCCAAGCCCGGAGCAGGUUACAUCAAAAUGCAGGAGCAUCUUAAAUCCCUAAUCACUAAGAAACGCAUGGAGGACCUGCGCAAAAAGCAGGCGGAAGAGCAGGAGAAAAUGGCUGAAGACGAGGAGGAGGGCAUGGAUGUAGAUGAGGAGUACGAACCGGAAGAUAAGCCUGCCUACGCAGAAGUUACCAUAAACGAAGAUGAGGAGAUUGUUGAGGGAGGCGAAGGCACUGCCGAGGAGGACGAGGAUGCAGAAGAAUUGGAGGCAGACGAGAAAGCAGAAGUCGAACGAGUUGAAGAACCUGAUGAAGAGGAUAAUAGCAGUGACAGCGAGCAGGAAAGUGAGCCCGAACCAGAGCCUGAAACGCAAAGUGGCAGGAAAAAGAACCGCAUUAUUAGGGCCUUUGAGGACGACAACUCCGAUGAAGAUGAUCUGGACCUGUUGCAAACUCCUAAGCCAAGCAACGUUGCUCCCAUAACAGCCACCCAAUUGCAAUUAUCCGCCCAUAAGCUUUUCGAUGCGGAGACCCGGCGCACGGCCAGCGACGAGGAAAACGAGCUGCUCGACUUGUGUUCCGGUCAGUUUCCGCAAUCCCAGAUGCUUUCCUCCGCCGCACCCUCUGUGGAUCCUGCUGUCAUCAGUCAGAUACCCAUGACUCAGUUUGGAGACAGUAGCCAAGCACCCGAUGAACUUGAGGGUUUAUGCUCGGGCACUUUUGCCACCCAACUGCCAUCGGAAACAGCCACCCAACAGCCGGAGGAGCAGGAGAAAACCCAUGAGCCGCCGGUGGUAGCUAACAGAAUUGUGUCCAGCGAUGAGGAGGAGGCCGCCAAGGAGGACGACACUGAAGCCGAUAGGCCGCGCAACAAAAAACUCACUAAGAAGAGGCCGAAGAAAAAGGCCAAGCUAGGAUUCUCGGAUGAUGAAGAAAGCGACGGUGAUGUCGAGGAAUUCGAGGAAGAAAGCGAUGGAGAGCCAGUGGAGGAAAUCCCAGAAACCUUUGUGGACUACGAUUCCGAGGAGAAUGAAAUUGUCGUGGAGAUGACCAAGAAAGACCGCAAAAUGCGAGCCGCCAACUUUGUGGACAAAGAAGCUGAGCUAUCCGAAUCCGAUUGGGGAUCUGCUGACGAGGACGAGAAGAACAUGGAUAACUAUGACAUAGAGUUGGGCGACGAAGAUCAGUUCGAUCGCGAUAAGCUACGGCACGAACUGGGACAGAUUCAUGCUCGAAAAAUGAUGGACCAGGAUAUUCGGGAGGUGCGCAAGAUCAAAGAAAUGCUCUUUGAAGAGGAAGAAGAGGGAGCCAGUCGACAGCGGCAGUUCCGAUGGAAGAACGUUGAGAAUGGUUUCAGCCUAGAUGACCGUCGUCCCGAGGAUGGUGAAGGAAACGAGGGCAGUGGCGACGAGGAGAACGAGCAUCUGUGGCGAAAAAUUCGCUAUGAACGCGAGCAGCUCCUGUUAGAAAAGGGCCUCAAACCGGAGGCAGCCUCUCCACUCUCCACAUCCGUGAUAAACACCAGUGGCACUGGUAAUUCCAUUCGUCGACUCAACAUAAUCUCCUCCAAGAAGACAACUGUGGAGGUGAAAAAGAGUUCUCCAUUCCUGAUCUCAAAAACAGUAGCUGGCAAACAGCAGAAGAGUGCAGUUCGCGGCUCUUUCUUGGUGCGAGACCAGCAGACGCUUACCAAACUGGCAGGCCUCACCAAGGGGACCUCCGGCGAUGUCGACGGAGCGGAGGGCACUAUUUCCGUAAAGACAGCAAAGGCCAAGAACUUUGUGUUCGCCACGCUAACGGAGGAGGAGCACGAGAAUCGCAAACGAAAAGCAGCCGAUUUGCUCAACAGCAGCACUGAAACGGGAGUGAAUUUCAUGAAAAAACCACGACUGGAACCUAGGAGGGAGAAGUGCCUUAUAGAUCAGCUUCUUUAGACUAAGUUCUUUUAAUUUUAGACUGCCCUGAAAUGUACAUUUUGCUAUAUAGUUUAGUAGGAUAGUAAAUAGAAGAGAAUAAACCAUAAA
Drosophila biarmipes is the source of this 4573-nucleotide messenger RNA. Its product is annotated as claspin. NCBI's taxonomy places the organism in Eukaryota, Metazoa, Arthropoda, Insecta, Diptera, Drosophilidae. The coding region runs from base 86 to 4483 and encodes 1465 amino acids. The transcript has 7 exons. The record is from RefSeq and is a predicted model, not a curated record. Gene Ontology annotation, molecular function: anaphase-promoting complex binding. Gene Ontology annotation, biological process: mitotic G2 DNA damage checkpoint signaling; mitotic DNA replication checkpoint signaling; activation of protein kinase activity.